Lactuca virosa is the source of this 2185-nucleotide messenger RNA. The record is from the annotation of a GenBank genome assembly. Lineage: Eukaryota; Viridiplantae; Streptophyta; Magnoliopsida; Asterales; Asteraceae.
UGAAUGGGUCUGAACCAUGAUCCGGUGAAGCUUAAGGCUUGAUCUGUGAUGUGGGUUGUCACCGAGAAUACAAUUUGAAGUUCCUGCAAUGGCCGAUUUUCCUACGCGAUUGACUCCAUUACCAUAGUACACAAUCACGAACACUCAGAUUCUCAUGGCUCGUUUACUUUCCAUCUUCGUGCUGUUAGUGUUCGUACUCCACGUUGCCUCUGAAUCCACGGGAGAAGUAGUAGAACAAAUCAAUGGAGAAGAAUUCACUGAGGAGUUGCUGUUCAGACCACUUCCUGAUCGGAAAGUUCUUUCUCAUUUUCACUUCGAGAGUAAAGUUCCUCCGACAAAUUCUUAUGGACAUCACCACCGGCUUUUUCCCAAAGCUAUCUAUCAGCUGGUUCACAAAUAUAGAAUCAGAGAAAUGGAGCUGUCUUUCACUCAAGGUCGUUGGAAUUACGAAAGCUGGGGUGGUUUUGACCCUGUUUCAAGCAGCAACGCCAAACCUCCCGGAGUUGAAUUAUGGGCUGUGUUUGAUGUCUCCGCAGAUCAGGUCGAUGCUUCCUGGAAAAACCUAACACACACACUUUCAGGCCUCUUUUGUGCUUCAAUCAACUUUCUAGAAUCUUCCACCACGUAUUCUGCUCCAGACUGGAGCUUCCGCCCACUUUCAUCCAAUUUAAGAUACGGCUCAUUGCCUCGAGAGGCUGUUUGCACUGAAAAUCUGACUCCAUGGUUGAAGUUGCUUCCAUGUCGAGACAAAUCUGGGCUUUCUUCAUUAAUGGACAGACCAUCAAUUUACAGAGGAUUUUAUCAUUCUCAAAGGUUGCAUUUAACUUCAGGGGAAUUCGAUCCAAUGGCUUCAGAUCAUGGAAUAGUUCUUGAACAAACGCUUACAGUUGUUCUUCAACCAGAUGCUUUGGAAACUCGUGGCAGAAAGUUACAACCAAACUGGUCUAUGAGCUCAUUGUUUGGAAAAACAGUUGAUGGAAAAUGUGCUUUAGCAAAAUCUAGUAAUGUGUAUGUUCAACUUGAAGGUAGCUUAGUUCAUAACAUGAAAGACGAGGGUGAUGAAGGUCUAGAGAGUAAUUUAAACUUUGAAUUUUCCAUUUCUCCUGAUAGAAUAAUGAAAGAAGUAAACAGUUUCCACAGAGAACACUCCUCUAUCUUAUACGGUUUCUCAAUAAAAGAUCAUCAUUCUAAACCUUUUGAUUUGGGAUUCAAAUGGAAUCUUCCAGUAACUUGGUCAUGUGUGAAAGCACCAUUACGUGUUAGUCGGUUCUUAAUGGGAAGUGGGAAUGAAAGAGGUGCUAUUGCUCUCUCUUUACAGUCAACAGAAUGGAGUCAAAGUCUCCCAAAGGUUGACCAUAAUGAAGAAAAAUGUAGGUUAAAAGUAGAUGUUUUUCAAGUUGUGCCUUGGUAUAUCAAAGUAUAUUACCAUACUGCAAAAGUAUAUGUAGAUGGGGUACCCCAAUCUUUUGGGGAUGCCAUAGAAAAACUAAGUGUCUCACCUUCUGAAGAUAAGGUGUCCCCUGGAGUAAUGGAAAUGAGCUUGAAAUUACCUUGUGACUUGAAAUCAGCUUCAUUAACUUUAGAAUUUGACAAGGGUUUCUUGCACAUAGAUGAGUAUCCACCAGAUGCUAACCAGGGGUUUGACAUCCCAUCUGCCAUAAUCAGCUACCCGGACUUCCAGACAUGCAUGCAAUAUAAACAGGACAAUGCUUCCAUCAAGUCACCUAUGGUGUCUAAGAUGCAGGAAAAAAGAAAAAUAUUAUCUUACACAGAAGUGCUUCUUGUUCCUUUGACUACCCCUGAUUUUAGCAUGCCUUAUAAUGUAAUCACAAUUACAUGCACUGUUUUUGCGUUGUAUUUUGGGUCACUGAUGAAUGCACUUAGAAGACGUGUUGGGGAGGAAGAAAGACUUUUGAAAGAAAAAGAUAAAAAGAGUGGCAAGCUUCCAUCAUUGUUCUCCAAAUUGUCAGCUAAGUUGAGAGGAAAGCCUUGGGACCCGCCAUCUUCUUCUUCUUCUUCAAAGUUUAUAAGUUCAAAGACAGCGGCCUUGGUUAAUAUAUUGAUCCUCAAUUGCUUGGGUGUUAAUGUCAUGAACCUGAUUGAAAAGGCGGCUUCUAUUUUAGGCAAGAAACUCGAAAGGACUAAAUUUGUGAAAAUGUUGUUUGGUACGGACUUUGAGAAUUAA